This is a messenger RNA of Linum tenue, 1364 nucleotides long. Lineage: Eukaryota; Viridiplantae; Streptophyta; Magnoliopsida; Malpighiales; Linaceae. The record is from the annotation of a GenBank genome assembly.
UUUUGGUCGAAGGAAACAAGAAGUUUCAUUUCUUUCCCAAAUAUUCCGCUUUUCUAAUAGUCCCAUUUUCUCUACCUCCAACCAAUCCCCCGCUCGCACUCGCCGCCAUGGAAACUUCUUCUCCGGCACGGAACCCCAAUCACCCUGGAGAAGGAGAUCUGCAGCAGCGGUACCAGAACGUCGUCGUAAUGCGGCACGGCGACCGGAUGGACAACUUCGACGAGAACUGGACCAAGACCGCCGCCAGGCCCUGGGACCCGCCGCUCGUCGACGCCGGCCUCGCCAGGGCCUUCGACACCGGCCGCCACUUACGGGCUAGUCUCGAUUUCCCCAUCCACCGCGUCUUCGUCUCCCCGUUUCUCCGCUGCGUCCAAACCGCCGCGCAGGCUGUGACAGCGCUCUGCUCCGUUGACGGCGCCGUUAUCGAUCCCUCUAAAAUCAAGGUGGCCAUUGAGUUCGGAUUGUGCGAGAUGCUGAACACGGAGGCCAUUAAACCCGAAUGCGCUCCUCCAAGUGGAGAUUUUGCCUUCAAUAUCCCGGAGCUGGAGGCAUUGCUACCAGCCGGGACAGUGGAUCACACCGUCAAACGGGUAUAUGAAGAGAUGCCCCAAUGGGGAGAAUCAGUCGCGGCUGCCAGAACUAGAUACACUGAAAUCAUCAAGGCUCUUGCUGAUAAGUACCCUGCUGAAAACUUGCUGCUUGUAUCUCACGGGGAAGGAGUUGGAGUCUCGUUCUCUGCAUUUUCAGUCGAUAAGACUGUUUAUGAAGUACAGUACUGUGGCCAUACCGAGUUAAGGAGGCCGGCCCGAGGGGGAGAGUUUGAGGUGAAGGGAUACAAUGGCAUCCGUUACUGCUCUACAAGGACUUAAAAAAAGAAAAAAAUCAGAACCAACCGGGGCUGCUGAUAGAUAUAUUGGUGCAUUUGAGCUGAGUGACCUCAUCAUCUGGAGUUUCAUUUUGUGAGCAGGACUAACUCUACUACAGUCGGGUCAGUCUUACCUCACCCAUUUAUAAUUUGCUUGAACUAUGCAAGUUGGACGACAUACUGAGAAAUUGGUGUUUCUUUCUAUUUUCCCUUGUUCAUUUGUUAACUCUGGAAUAACAUUGCAAAUAAAGGAAGCGUUUCUGAAGUUGUUUUGUAUGCGUUUUGGGUAUUGGAUGUGUGAAGAAUUGGCCUUGGUCGGGAAACUGUUGUAGUACUAAGAGAUGCAUAUUGGAAGGCAUGGUUGUGUAGUGAGCUCUUGAGAGCGUUCAUGCUCAUUUAGGAGAAGUUGCUCUAUUUAUUUUGUUGGAUCAGACAUCCCUACGGUAGCUUUCAACGUUAGUAUGUGUAUGGAAGAUUCUCUUUCUCCCAAAACUGCGAU